Molecule: messenger RNA, 735 nt
Organism: Vicia villosa (hairy vetch)
Lineage: Eukaryota; Viridiplantae; Streptophyta; Magnoliopsida; Fabales; Fabaceae
Exons: 6
Coding region: 1-735 (244 amino acids)
Source: RefSeq, a predicted model, not a curated record
AUGACUACCAAUAAUAUCCCUUCCAUGUUAACUCCUGUAUCAGAAAUUUGUGGUGACAAAAUUGAAAUUAAUUUGAAGGUUAAAGUAAUACAUCUUUGGAUUAUACCUGAUCGCAUAAAUCCAACAGAGAAUGAAAGUCUCCAUACGCUUUUAUUGGAUGAAAAGUGUGGAAAAAUUCAUGCAACAAUUCAAAAAAAUCUCAUUCCACAUUUUAAGGAAAUUUUUUUAGAAGGUUCUACGUAUGUUUUUGAAAAAAUUUUGGUUGCUCUGAAUGAUGUUUCAUUCACAACAACAAACCAUAAGGACAAGCUCAAUUUUAUGGGAUCCACAAACUUAUUCAAAGUGAAUGCUCCGGAGAUACAUAUUCAUCAUUUUGAAUUUAUGUCAUUUCUUAAUAUUCUGUCUUCAACAAAAGAGGAUAAGUUACUUGAUAUUAUUGGUCAUGUCGAUAAGAAAAAUAGUAUCAAAGAAAUAGAAAAAAAUGGCAAAAAAGUUAUGGAUAUUCACUUGAAGAUUUGGAGCACAAUGGGUGUGUGUAACUCAUUUUUUGAAACAAAAAUGUUGUUGAAUGUUGAUAUACCUGCUAUUAACGACUAUAAAUUGAGGUUGACUGGGGAAAAUGCGAAUUUGACUCAAGGAGUUAGUCAAAUGACCGGGUCAACCAUAAUUCCAUUGGCAGAUGAUUUACUCCAAACCAAAAAAAAUACUAUUGAAGAUUUGAUUGAAUCUACAUAA